AUGCGGCCACUCUCCUGCGCGAUGAGCAUCCUGCCCUCCGCCCAGGCGGAGGAGUUCCUGUGUCCAGGAGCUCCGAGCCUGCGGCCGAUGUUCUCCACAAGCCACCCGCUACUCGGCGCCAUCAACGCGAUGGAGCGGUCGUCCGAGCUCGGCCAGGUCAAGGCCAUGGUGUCGACGUUGCACAACGAGAUGAUGAGCCUGCGCAGCCUGGGCCGCGACGACAGCGCCGUGAAGAGCCAGCUGACGGCGGCGCAGCAGCGCCUCGAGCAGCUCAAGAAGUGCGGCGGCGGCGACAUCGACGUGGUGCCGUUCGCGGAGCUGGACGCCGAGGUCCAGGAGCUGUGCACGGGCAGCCCGUCCCUGGAGUUCGCCCCCGACUCCACCUUCGUGCGCCAGGCUGGCGCUGAGGGGCACUCGAUCCCCGCGCCCUCCCGCGGCAUGCAGCCUGUGUGGUGCGCAGGCCUGCAGCGCGUGGUCGGAGAGUGGCCGCAGGGCGCUGCUGCCGCUGGGGAGGAAGCUGCGGCCGCCGAGGAGGCGGCGCCAGAGGAGGAGAGGAGGAGGAGCUCGAGGGGGAUGUGCCCGAGGAGGAGCCGGCCGACGAGGAGGAGUACGAGGAGGUGGCGGAGGAGGACGCCGCGCCCGAGCAGCCCGUUUUCCAGGCCGGCGAGCUGGUUGAGGGGUACUGGCCCGAUGACGACACGUGGCUGCCGGCCAAGAUUGUCAAGGUGCGCGCCAGCGGCGAAGUGCUGA
Molecule: messenger RNA, 750 nt
Organism: Prorocentrum cordatum
Lineage: Eukaryota; Dinophyceae; Prorocentrales; Prorocentraceae
Source: the annotation of a GenBank genome assembly